AUGCCCACAAGGCACUCGUUGAAUCCAAACGAUGCAGAUGAUUCUGAUUCUUCUGAAAGCUCUCUCUCUCCAAUUCGAGUGCCUCGACGUUCAGCCACAGUCUCUCCUAGUACCCGUAAUUCAUUCAAGCAGCAUCAAGCGAGAAGACGUUCUGAUUUCAAUUUGAAUAUUGAAAAGUCUCGUGAGCGAGAAAGAGAACGUCGUCAACGGAGUAUCUACGCAAGUCGGGAAAGAAGCGAAAGUCGUAAAAGAUUGAGAAAAACAAAUUCAGAACCAAAUGUUGAAGGAGCUCCACAAGACCAAUUGGAUAUUGAUACUUUACGGAUUAUAUUGGAUCAUUUACCAAAGCUUACAUCAUCAGUCACCCAAAAUGAUAGUGAUUCUGGUGGAGAAGACAUGAGCACUGAAAUUGAAGAGCUACGUGAUGCUGCUAAGUCUAUUCAAAGUCUACAACGUGUUCUCAAACUACCACCUCAACAUUCAUCUGAUCGAGGAGUAUUUUCGGAUGCUGAUGACGCUUCUACAGCAACAGAUACCGGAACAGAAGGCCGUGUUUCUGGUAUUUCUACUAAAUUUGGUCAUCCACGUGGAGUGAUGCAGUUCCUCCCAUCUAUACGUCACGAUAGCUUUGGAUCUAGUCAAUCGGACACAUACCGUUCGAGAAAUUCCAUCAGUCGAAAGACUUCAGCACCUGAUCCAUCAUACCUUGCUUAUCCAGAAAGCAUAUCUGUUGAGAAAAGCCCGCGAACAAGGAGACGUGGUGUCGUAGAUGAGCUAUACUCAUCGACAAAUCAGCUGUUAGAUCGUAAAGGCUCUGAAAGCUUAGCCGGAGUAAGCCGUUUCUCGAAAUUGCUUAAGAGUUUUCGUUCACGUCCAAAUUCCCCAGAUCAACAUCCCACAAUCACAUGGAGUCCAUACGUCUACUCACAAUCCGCAGAUGAGGAAUGCCAAAUGGAUAAUUCCUUAUUAGAAGCAGAUAUCAUGUUGUGGAAGAAGAGAUCAAGAGCAAGUUUAAGGAGACAUUACAGUGUUCGAAACUUAGCUGCGAGGGAGUUAUUUGAUACAGAAAAAUCUUUUGUUGAAGGUUUGGAAUUCCUUGUGACGAAAUACAUGAGACCGUUACGUCAACCACUUGAGUGUACACUCAUUGAAGCUGGAUUGGUCGAUAAAAUAUUUUAUCGAAUUCCAGAGAUACUAGCUCAUCAUCAAGUUUUACUAGCAGCACUCAGUUCGCGGAUUGAGAAUUGGCAUAAAGACUCUGUCAUCGGAGAUGUACUAUUGGGACAUUUUUCAAAGCAAUCAAUGAUUGAAACAUACAUAUCGUUUGUUGAUAACUUCAAGGCAGCCAAACAAGCUAUUGCUCAAGCACGUCUUAAACCAUCAUUCGAGAAAUAUUAUAAUAGAUGCUGUAGAGAUCAUAGGAACAAGCUUGAUUUGGAUUCUCUGCUGAUAUCCCCAAUUCAGCGUAUUCCAAGAUAUGAGUUGAUGGUUAAGCAACUGUUGAAACAUACACCAGCAGAACACAGCGAUCACGAACGCCUGAGUCGAGCUCAACGACAUAUCCAUAACUUGGCGAUAGCAAUAAAUCAACAUAAAGAUGCUCAUGAACAACAAGAACAACGUUUGAGAGAGAUCGAAGCUAUUGUGGAUGGGCUGGAUGAUCUUGUAUCAUCGGGAAGAAACCUUAUACGAUAUGAUAUGGUUACAAUGCAUGGAAGGGAAGGCAAGCAGCAACGCUGUGUCUUCACUUUGAGUGAUCAACUUCUUCUUACAAGUGUAAAAAGGAAGAACCCUAAUAGGAAUGGAAAACUCAUAACUCAAUCAGCGGACUUUCUAGACAGCAACAAAUUCAAAUUGCUUAUUAAGAUUUCGUUAGAUGAUGUUCAAAUUGGCAAAGAUACAUUGGCUAUGCUCCAAGAAACAGAGAGCGCCAUCGAAUCAGUACGAGAGGAUGAGAAAGUUAUUAAAAAAAUAAUUGAAUUAGCUAACCUAUUGAAAUCUAAUAAGGAGAAGCUCAUGGGUAUACUCGAUGAAGUUGAUUCAGAUAAUUCAAAAAGACUUCGCUCAUUGACUGACCAAAUGACAACCAAUCCCGAUCUGACAACAGUUCAAUUGAGUGUUGCCACGAUAAAUGGAUUAGAGAUCGUUCCAUUAGAGUUCGGAAAUGCUGAAAAACGGGCAGCCUGGGAGUGUGCGUUCCGUGAGACCAAAGCUUCAUUGAUUAAUCAACAGUUAUCAGCAUCACCAAGCCAACUGAAAUCAGUUAUUGCUCAUCAAACUAGGCCGGGAUUACAGUUAUGUCAAGCUACCGUGGUACCUGGUAAGCGUGUUGAUAGUACACCAUCAGUAUGGAUAUGUGCCAGUGAUAAAUUCAGUGGCCAAGUUGCUGUGGUUUCAUUGGAAAACGGUGAGCCGACCAUAGAAAGCAGUGCUGGAAUAGGAAAUGCAGCUAUCACAGCGGCAUGUACGGUGCCUCCACCAAUGAAACCAAAAAAGAGAAAAAUGAGAACUCAAAAAUCACUGGAUCUCUUGAGCAGGAAUGAGAGCUUAUUAGAUCUGCAUAGUAGUGGUGAAUCAUCUGACUCAUCAUCUGAAGAUGGAGUUGUUCCCUCCGGACAGACGACCGUAUGGAUAGGAAAUGAAGAUGGAGAAGUGUUUGUUAUGAAUUCUACGGAUCGUGUUCGAACAAGACCACGUGAAAGAGUUGCUCGCUUGGCCAAUCCUGUGACAGCAAUUUGCCCUUGUAACGGAUUUGUUUAUAUCGCUACUUCUACGGAUUCUGAUCCCAUUCUCAUGUGCUUUAAACCGUUAUCAGAUAGAUCAUGGGAUUUGGAUAAUCCAACAAUCCUUCAACAUGGCCUCAAAUCCUCAAUAAACGCCUUGGAAAUAAUUGGACGGAGAUUGAUAGUUGCCAGCUCGUCCAGUAUUCAUAUCUUUGACACGGAAACUUUGAAAUGGCAGAGUUCUCCGGGAUUCUUACCUCCGGGUGAUGAGGUCACCGUUAUGAGUGCUGCUGGAACGAUUAUCUAUGCAUCCGGGAAAACAUCUACCACAGUUCAUGCACUUGAUGCUUUCACCUUGGAGAUACUGAGUCAUUUCAGUAUUUCAGCUGUCAUUCGAACUCAAUUAGCAGGAAGAGAAGAUAUAUUACGUGAACAUAAAAUGGGAUGUUUACGGAUAUCAUGUAUGACUGUCUCUCGAUGGCAUUUAUGGAUUGGCACAUCUGCUGGGUUUGUAGUUUGUGCUCCAUUGAAUUCGGCUCGGUCACAACCUAAUCCUAGCUUAACAGUAUGUGACGUAGCACAUAGUGGUCCAUCACGUGUAUUAAUACCUAUCAAUAUCACAAUCAGUAAGAAGCAGAAGAGGAUGUCAUUGAACAUACCAGCUCAACAAGCAUCAGAGUUGCUGAUAUUGAGUUGUGGUGAAGGAUUGGAAGAGCGAGACUCUCAACAAGACCCAGCUACAGACUCUGUGAAUCAUCUGCUUUUUUGGAAAUGCCAUUAA
Auanema sp. JU1783 is the source of this 3504-nucleotide messenger RNA. The record is from the annotation of a GenBank genome assembly. NCBI's taxonomy places the organism in Eukaryota, Metazoa, Nematoda, Chromadorea, Rhabditida, Rhabditidae.